This is a messenger RNA of Truncatella angustata, 3430 nucleotides long. RefSeq lists its product as uncharacterized. Lineage: Eukaryota; Fungi; Ascomycota; Sordariomycetes; Amphisphaeriales; Sporocadaceae. Gene Ontology annotation, biological process: actin cytoskeleton organization. Gene Ontology annotation, cellular component: plasma membrane. Bases 337 to 3273 code for a protein of 978 amino acids. Gene Ontology annotation, molecular function: protein binding. The record is from RefSeq and is a predicted model, not a curated record. The transcript has 2 exons.
UGGAGUUCGUGAUAGACUCAUGCGAUCCCCGGCAGCAUACCCGACUAGGCUCUGCUUCUGAGUACGCGACAAAUCUUGCGGCCUUUCCGCAGUACCACGGUUGUUUGUGAUAUUGCUUGCUAGGACAUGAGCCAUGGCGACUCCUGGCUUCCAGCCAAAGCCCGAUGCGGGCGAUAUACUCCUGGUCAUCCGUGAGUCAAGCCCAUCCAGCAAUUUUUGUUUGUUCAUUUGUUUUUUUGGUCUCGUGGCAACCCUGUCUUCUGUUUCUGCAGGCCGCGAACGCCGUGGUUGCACAUCGCGUUGCGUACAUGUUGCGACGGACCUAGUCCUUUGACGAUGCAUCGCGCGAGAUUCUUUUCUUGUUGUUGUCCGAAAUCGCCAAGGAUGAAUGAAUUGACGUGUGCGUUUUUUUCUACAGAUGACUUCAUUGCUAGAAGUUCCGAUGAGCUCAGUUUGGCCAAGGGCGAUCGAGUUGAGUUGAUCGAGCGUGAUGAUGAAUUCGGCGACGGUUGGUUUCUGGGUCGUCAUUUGGUCAACGGCAAUAGUGGCCUGUUUCCUGAAGUCUACACCCGGCCAGCUCCAAGAGGCUCCUCUCCGAUGACAGCAUCAGCACCGCAGCCACUGCCUGUUCCGCAGCCACUAAGCACGAAUGGCAUUGCGACCGAGGCCAGUCGGGCACAUUCGAUAUCAGCUUCUAGUGAUGGCCGACCCGGAACGUCGCAUACUACAACCUCGUCCAAGGUUGACUCCACGCCCAUUCUUCCCUUGAACGCCACCAAACCAGAGAGCAGUCCCAUCACUGCCUCCGCGCCGCUCGUCAGCAAAAGCUCAACGGGCCCAUCCACCUUCAAUGGAAUUGGGCGCCCCCAUAAUGACAGCGCUGUGCUACACGAGACUUUGACCGUUAUUGACGAGCAUAUGAACGACUUGCAUUCUACGCCGAGCACAGGAGCCCUGCACAAUGCGAACGACUCUAGCAGCGAGUACAGUGCUCCGCUACACGACCGACUAUCGUACAUCCAGGGCGAAGAGACCGACGAGGAAGAGGAGGACGUCCACACGCGGCCUCAAGUCGAAGCAUGGAAUGCCGAUGACGUGGCUGAGUAUCUGUUCACUUCCGGCGUGGAGAAGAAGCAUUGCGAGGUUUUCAGAGAUCAGGAAAUCUCAGGCGAAGUGCUCUUGGGUAUGGACCAGUCUUCACUCUUUCUGAAGGCAUUUGAUCUGGGCUCGGUGGGCAGAAGACUCAAGACAUGGCAGAAGAUCAAGUCCCUCCAGGACGAGGUGAACGGCAUAGGACAGACGACGCGACGAACGACACAAAACUACGGGAGCGAGGCCGGCAGUGAGGGAAGAGUCCGAAGCAGGGCAGGCACUCUAACGCAAAAGCCAUUCCCGACAACAGAACGCGCAGCAUCUGUCGCUGGGAGGCGUCUAUCGCAGACAACGCCCUUGAUGGACCCCGUUUCCCCGAUCACGCCGGUCUCGGCCCAAGGCUUCGACGACAGUCCAACGCGGCCAAGCCAUCAGAAACGCCCUUCUGCUGCUUCAAUUAGGGACUUGCACCAUUCGCGGCGUCAUUCCUCAACAGUUGACAGCCGUUUUACUGGCAACACCUUGGUGAACAACACUCCCAAAUUAAAUGCGUCGGGGACAUUUCCUUUGGCUGGGGUCGGAGCCGGAGCCGGAGUCACACACAAGAAGCAGCCUUCGUUUGACCGCAACUGGACUAUGGGUAAUGCAUCUGGCUCAUUCUCUCAGCGGCCGCUGUCUGCUUCUGGCUUCCAGGGCUUGAAUGUUUCUGAUGAGAAGAUCGCCGAACAAUCAGCAACUGAUCUUGAUCGUGGUUAUUUCUCCGGUACGGAAGUGGAUAAUGGGCGGAAGCGAAACACACUUAAGAAGCGUGAUACAAUUUCCGGACACUCUGCGAAGAGCAGCUACGCAGACGAGCAACGCAUGAGAAGUGCAACAGCACUAGCCAGACAUUCAAGAUUUGGUAGUAUGGACUCGGUUUCUGGUGGUGCCGCAUCCAAGUAUUACGGGCUUUCCAAUCCUCAUCGGCGAACAGCUUCAACUGCUACCACCGAAUCUGUACGACCCGUGCCGCCUAGCAAGGAUUACCCGACAGUGACCAAGCUAGACCAGCUCACAGGAUCUGCCUCCCCAAUCCCACCCGCGGUCAGGCACGAAGCGAAACCUGCCAAAAUGUCCGGUUUCGGCGGUCUGAGGGCCAUAUCAGAUGCUGUUACCGGCAACGAGCGUGCCAAGUUCGCACCACCUGGAAGCGCAGGGUCCUUCAAGGACUCUCCGAUGCAGUCGCCAUCUACGAGAACUGGGUCUAGUACACCCUCAGGAGGCCCCAGCUUCGAGUUAGAUUCUCCCGACGCGGCCAAGAGCCCAAUAUCUGCGAGUACAGUCAACAGCUUGACCGCGAACAAGAAGCCGACAAAGAAAGCCAAGAAAGAGACUAGCGCGUACCAGCGUGGUCUGAACAAGAUUGGCCCAAAGGAAGCUAUAAAGGACGCCGAUUUCUAUGGUUGGAUGAGGAAGCGAAAUGCCAACAUCAUGUCAACCUGGAAACCAAGGUUUUUCGUCCUCAGAGGACGUCGCCUCGCCUACUACUACUCAGAGGAUGACACCGAGGAGAAAGGAAUUAUAGAUAUCUCUUUCCACCGGGUUCUACCUGCUAACGACGAGAAGCUCACGGGGCUGCAUGCUACAUUGACGGGAGCUAGCAACACCCCAGCAGCACCCUCAGACAGCAGUCUCCCAACGGCUGGCGGCAACAGCGAUGAUCUUCUGAAAGGGGAUGACUCCAUGUUCAUCUUCAAACUACAGCCCCCACGUGCAGGUCUCUCCAAGGCUGUCACCUUCACCAAGCCAGUCAUCCACUACUUUGCGGUGCCAAACCUACAGCAAGGACGGGCGUGGAUGGCGGCGCUCAUGAAAGCGACUAUCGACCGCGAUGAUACUGUGCCGAUGACAUCUACAUACCAGCAGAAGACGAUCUCGCUCGCAAAGGCCCGGCAACAACGCCAAAGACCUCCUGCGCUCAUGAAUCUUGACGAAAAGGUUGAAGAUGGCCCCAAGAAUAUCGAAGACGACGAGAAGAAGAAUGGACUGGGCAUAUCUUUCGGCGACGAAGUCGAUAGCGCUGUUGCCGGUUUAGAAAAGCUUGGUCUGCAACCACUGGAGAGUUCUUCGGCACGGAACCCGACGUUUGACGCCGAAAAGAGCGGCAGCAUGCCGUUCCUAUCUUCUCCGCAGAGCGCAUAGGAAAAGCCUGCGGACACUGUGCGGCGUUCAGAUCAUUCGGUCUAGGGAACCAUCAAGGGAUCGAUUUUACGGCUCAAGGUCCCUCGAAGAAAGAGCAUUUGCGACAUUUUCGACGUUCCAGCACAGGAGAAUAUUCCACCAAUUCCUCGUCGAAACC